AUGUUGGAUUUUUCUGCUAAUGUUACAUAUUUAAUUUUGACAGGGCAUGUGGAGUUGGAGAAGUACAGAUAUUUUUAUUUCCUAGUGACACUUUCUCUCUAUCUGAUGAUCAUUUGUUGUAAUGCUCUUGUCAUUUUUGUGAUCUACACAAAUGAGUGUCUCCAUGAGCCCAUGUACAUUUUCAUCACUGCUUUGCUCAUGAACACUUUAAGUGGAUCAACAGCUUUUUAUCCCAAACUGCUGACUGAUAUUUUAUUCAAAAAUCUAAUUGUCUCCUUUGAUGCUUGUCUAUUUCAAGCAUUUUUCAUUUACACUUAUGCCAUGUCUGAGUUUAUGCUGUUGUCAGCCAUGGCCUAUGACAGAUAUGUGUCUAUUUGUAAACCACUACAAUAUGCUACGAUUGUAAACAUGUCUACUGUGAAAAAGCUCAUAUUUUUGUGUUGCUUUGUACCAAGUUGUGAAAAUGGUAUAGGACUGAUAUUACUGUAUCAGCUUAAAUUGUGCAAUUUCAAAUUAAAUAGAAUAUACUGUAGUAGUUAUGCAAUUGUGAAACUGAAUUGUGGGGACAUUUCCAUAUAUAAUUCAUACGGACUGUUCAUUUUCAUCAUUGCCAUAUUUCCACAAGUGAUCUUUGUAAUCUACUCAUAUAUCAGGAUACUCACUGUGUGUUUAAAUAAUUCUAAAGAUUUCAGAAGAAAAGCUUUACACACCUGUUUACCACAUCUUAUCGUUUUCACAAGUUUUACUGUCACUUCAUGUUUUGAAGUGAUAAACAGUAGAUUAGAAGGAAACAUGCCUCAUAUUAUUGCCAUGAUCAUGUCAGUGGAAAAUCUCGUUAUUCCUCCUUUAUUAAAUCCUGUUAUAUAUGGACUGAAACUGAAGGAGAUUUUUAAUAGGAUUAAAAUAAUGUUUUGGAAAAAGAAGAUACACAUAUUUUCAGAUUAA
Molecule: messenger RNA, 945 nt
Organism: Neoarius graeffei (lesser salmon catfish)
Lineage: Eukaryota; Metazoa; Chordata; Actinopteri; Siluriformes; Ariidae
Product: olfactory receptor 51E1-like
Exons: 1
Coding region: 1-945 (314 amino acids)
Biological process (GO): G protein-coupled receptor signaling pathway
Cellular component (GO): membrane
Molecular function (GO): G protein-coupled receptor activity; olfactory receptor activity
Source: RefSeq, a predicted model, not a curated record